Messenger RNA from Anoplophora glabripennis (Asian longhorned beetle), 1798 nucleotides. Its product is annotated as piggyBac transposable element-derived protein 3-like. NCBI's taxonomy places the organism in Eukaryota, Metazoa, Arthropoda, Insecta, Coleoptera, Cerambycidae. The annotation marks the transcript as partial. The record is from RefSeq and is a predicted model, not a curated record. The transcript has 2 exons.
AAAAUGAAGAAAAAUUUUUUUGCUUCGAGGGCUGCAAAAAUUUUAGCGCUCGUUCCACCAUCAAAUGAAUCAGAUUUUGGUUCCGAUUCUGACGAUGAUGUAGAAAAAGUAUUAGAAGAAAAACAUUUUGAUGUGAUUAAUAACGAUUUAGAUUAUGACAGUUCAAAUCCUCUAUCAUUGACGGAAUCUUGUGAUGAGCUGGAAGAUAUAAUAAAUGAGGCACUGGCAGAACCAAUAGAACACAUUGCUUUUGAUUUAGAAACAAAUGAACUCCUAGGAGAUGAACAACUUGGAGAACUGCCUUACUCUGUAAAUACAUCUGCAAAUAUUGAAUCGGUACCACAAUCUGCUGAAAAACCAAUUUUGGUUAUUGUACCUCCAUCUGAUUACAGCUCAGCAUCUCUCCAAAAUUCAAAUGAAUAUAAAAAUGCUUCAUCAUUUUCCCAAAGUGAAAAUACUUUAACUACUACUAGGCCUACUUUAAAUUCAUCAUUGCCAGCUACUGCUAGAGUGAUUACCCGAUUACAAAAAAAUGAAAAAAUUGGGAAAUCUAUUAAUGUAACUAAAAAUGAUAUAAAAGAUUUUAUUGCAAUUGAAAUUUUAAUGGGUGUUAUAAAGAUGCCAUCCUAUUGUGACUAUUGGUCAAAUAAUUUGAGAUAUAGUAAAAUUGCCGAUAUAAUGACCCUUAAAAGAUUUCAACAAAUUCGAAGAUUUUUACAUUUUGUGAACAACGAAGAUGUAAAUCAAGAUAGGUACUUUAAAAUUAGACCUUUUCUUGACAUUAUUAGAAACAAUUGCCUAUCAAUGCCACAAGAAAGAAGGUUUUCUAUAGAUGAAAUGAUGAUACCAUACAAAGGAACCAUGGCUGGCAGUCGGCGGCAAUAUAUAAAAAAUAAACCAAAGAAAUGGGGUUUUAAAGUUUUUGUCAGAGCUGGCAUCACUGGUUUUGUAUACGAUUUUCUGUUAUAUUCUGGCGAAGAUACAUUUAGGCAAAUUGACUUUACCGAAGAGGAGCAACAAUUUGGGUUAGGUGGUAAAGUUGUAAUUGCACUUUCUAAAACUACAGCAAACCUUGCUUGCUCUGUACUAUAUUUUGACAACUUUUUUUCGUCAUUUGAAUUAUUAGUAUAUCUUCGACAAUGUCUGGGAUUAUUUUCAUUGGGUACACUACGAUCUAACAGAAUCAGGGACUGUAAAUUAGAAGAUGAUAAAAGUUUAAAAAAUAGAGGACGGGGAAGUUUUAGCCAACAAGUGUCAAAUGAGUUAAACGCAAAGCUAGCUGUAGUUAAAUGGUUUGACAAUAAGGCAGUUCUACUUGUCAGUUCUUUUACCGAUGCUUAUCCAAUUAGUUCGGUCAAAAGAUACAGAAAAGAAGACAAGAGGAGGGUUGAUGUACCCUGUCCACAAAUUGUUUUAGAAUACAACCAACAUAUGGGAGGGGUAGAUUUAGCAGACAUGUUUGUAGCUCUUUACAGAACAGGGAUGAAGUCGAAAAGAUGGUAUUUGGGAAUUUUCUCCCAAUUUUUAGACAUUUGUAUAAAUAAUUCUUGGAUUCUAUACAAAGAGGAUUUUGAUCAUAAUCCCAAGCAAUCUAAAAAGAAGAUGGCAUUAAAGGAUUUUCGUAUUAUGAUAGCAGAGGGACUGUUGCAGAAAAACAGAAUAAGGGGGAGGCCUUCCAAUUUAUUAAAGUCUACAGAAAACCGCCCCAAUAGGUCACCAAUAACUACAAGACCCUGUAUGGAUAUGCAGUAUGAUGCAUAUGGACAUUUUCCAGUUUUUUCAUCAGCAAGAGGAAGAU